AUGCCAAUGGCCGAUCAGGUGCAACACAGUAGCCAGACAACCAUGGGUAUUGAGAGCCUGUGGCCCUUUCUACGGAAGAAAGGGUAUGAGCUUGUUCUUCAUCAUCAGUCCUCCCACUUGUUGAACCUCCCCAACGCUUUUGAUCACAACUCGGCGAUUCGAUUCGAUAUCCUUGGCUCGUUUUAUGUCACCAUCCGCUACGCCUAUUCCCCACAUCCCAUGGAGGAUGCUCAUUGCAUUGAGCGAGAAGUACGGAAGCUUGGGAUCCAAGCAAGCCUUUUCUUUUACCUGGAUGGCGACCCUUCAGAAGAAAAGAGACUCACUCAAGUGCAUCGGAAGGACCUACGAAAGUUCUUUGUGUACGACGUUCCAAGCGCCCAUAUAACUCUAGAUCCCAGCCUGGUCCAGUUCACAGUGCUCGGUAUAGUGUUCAAAAACGACUACAGCCGUAACAUCCCCUCUCUCGGAAGUGCCACCAACUACAAAGUCAUCAAGGAACUGGAUGGAGAAGAACAGAGCUCCAAAGUCGGGGGAGAGACCGAUGCGGAUGACUAUGAUGGACAGGAGAAGGCUGAGAAAGAGCAGGAAAAGGACGUUGGUGAUCUAGAACGCAAGGACUCAGACCACCUACAGUUCCAUACUGUGCUGCUCCACAAUCUCCACAUAUACGACUCUAUCGUUACCACGAAUGCAGUUGGUAAGCACGUCCAGCAGUUUGUCGAUCGAGCAGCGGAUUUCAUGCUGCUGCAGAGGAGGAAUGAUAGAGGCGCCAUCGUGGCCAGGAAGCCAUACCCUGCUACGGAUUUACUCCGCUCUGUUGCCUCGCAGUUGCUCACAGAGGUCAAAAAACAAUACAGAAACGGCAGCAUUGAGCUAGAGAAAAAGCCAAAAACUUUAAACGCGAAGGGUCUCGUAUCAGAUGGAGUAUGUACAGAGAUCGACCAAGACAUCCCGGCAAUCGAGAAUAUCGUGCUUCUGAACCAGUCCAGCAAGAGCUAUCGCAAGACGGCCUUACUAACGAGCAUGGAGCAACCUUUCAUAUCGCUCUCUGAGCGAGAGUUCGGAUGUGCGCCCGAUCAAAUCAAGGUCCUGGAUAUAGAUCUCGGCCAAGCCUGUGUACUCGGAGCGAGCGCGUUGCUACCAAAGAACGAUCAUUCCGGCAGUACGACAACGGCGCCUAGAAGCAAGGAUGCUGAUGUCGACAUGAGCAACUCUUCCGAUGGUGACGGGCUAGAAUUCAUCAACGACAUCGAGACCAGCUUUGAGAGCUAUGUUACGGAGCUGGAGAGAGUAGAUAGACAACUGAAUGAGUUUUACAAUGGCAACAACCGUUUCAAGAAGCACAAGUAG
Molecule: messenger RNA, 1350 nt
Organism: Gamsiella multidivaricata
Lineage: Eukaryota; Fungi; Mortierellomycota; Mortierellomycetes; Mortierellales; Mortierellaceae
Exons: 8
Coding region: 1-1350 (449 amino acids)
Source: RefSeq, a predicted model, not a curated record